Carassius auratus (goldfish) is the source of this 783-nucleotide messenger RNA. RefSeq lists its product as uncharacterized. Bases 1 to 762 code for a protein of 253 amino acids. Lineage: Eukaryota; Metazoa; Chordata; Actinopteri; Cypriniformes; Cyprinidae. The transcript has 7 exons. The record is from RefSeq and is a predicted model, not a curated record.
AUGCAAGAAGAGGCAGGUGCAGGAGGACGCAAACUUCCUGAAGGAGAGCUUGGUUUGGUUCUGCUGUCCUUCCUGGUCACCUGCACACUGGCAAUCAUUAGAGAGUAUCAGACAUCUGUGUGUCCUACACGGGACAGGGGGGUUUUUGGUGAUGACGUGGUGACAGAGAACGAGGGAGAUACAGUCACAUUGAACACUGAUAUAAUCAAAAAAGAGCAUGACAAGUUGCUGUGGUAUUUUGAAGACACUCGCAUCGCUCUGAUCAAUGGACAUCCCAACACGAGCUGUUUAUAUGACGGUGAAGACGGGAGAUUCAGAGACAGACUGGAGGUGGACUAUGAGUCUGGAUCUCUGAUCAUCACAAACAUCACAACUCAACACACUGGACGUUAUGAAGCAGAGAUCAUCAGAAGUGAGAGUUCAGGGAAAAGACAAAGUUUAAACAGAAACCGCAAGUGUGAUAGCACAAAAAUCACCAAAAAAAACAGCAUCAGUCAUGAUGAUAACAUAAAAACUUUCAAGGUGAUCAUCACUGCUGCUCUGUCUGAUCAAGUCACAACUGAAGAAGAGCCCCGGAUGGAGAAGAGGGAGUUUGACUUGGCUGUUUCAGGUUCAGGUCUGUCUUCAGCUGCUGUAGCAGGAAUAUGUGCUGCUGUUCUUCUGCUGCUGACUGUUGUAGCUGCUGUGAUUCACUAUCGCCGCAGGAGCUCCAGAAAUACAGACAUGGAGAAAAACAAGUAUGAAGGAUUGCCCUUAGAUUAGAAACAAUACUGUACUGAAACC